Cheilinus undulatus (humphead wrasse) is the source of this 2333-nucleotide messenger RNA. RefSeq names its product p53 apoptosis effector related to pmp22 (gene perp). Gene Ontology annotation, cellular component: cell-cell junction; membrane. The coding region runs from base 180 to 737 and encodes 185 amino acids. NCBI's taxonomy places the organism in Eukaryota, Metazoa, Chordata, Actinopteri, Labriformes, Labridae. The record is from RefSeq and is a predicted model, not a curated record. Gene Ontology annotation, biological process: cell-cell adhesion. The transcript has 3 exons.
GUCCUAAAACAGGUUUGCAUUACACACUCGGGUGGGGUUGUUAUCUACUAUCCACACCACACCCUCUGACACUCUCUCUUUGCGGAAUAAAGAAGAACAGGACGCCGUACAAUCGGUCAAACUUCACCUCUCCUUCGUCCUUGCUCUUCUCUCUGCUGCACGCGCUCUAAUCGUCGGUCAUGUUCCGCUGUGGGAUCGCCUACCCCCGGUGCAGGUGGAUCGUGCCUCUGCUGUUGCUCUUCGCCAUUAUUUUUGACAUUAUCGCCAUCGCGGCCACGUCAGGAUGGGUGGAGGACGAGGACGCCAAGUCUGAUUACGCCAGUAUGUGGGAGCGGUGCCGAGGCAGGAACAAUGACUGGAACUGCUCGUCUCUCAUGGGGCACCCUUGGGCUCAGGCGGUGGCUGCUCUGAUGAUCAUCGGCCUCCUCAUCCUCAUUGUUGCCUUCAUCCUCUCCUGUGUGGCUCUGUGCUGCAAGCUCAACAUCGGUAUGCUGCCCGCCAUCGGAGUAAUGCUGAUCAUUGUCGUUGUCAUCCAGAUCAUUGCCUUGAUAAUCUACCCAGUCGAAUUCAACAAGCUGAUCUUCGAGGGUAACUACUACUACACCUGGGCCUACGGCUUUGGCUGGGGCGCCACCAUCCUCUGCAUCGGCUGCGCUGUCCUCUUCUGCUGCUUGCCGCGCUACGAGGACGAGCUGACUGGCAUGGCCAAGACCAAAUACAUCUACUCCUCCGCUUAAAGACGAAAACCUACACACACAUCCAGUUCCAACCCUGUUCCAGUUGUCACUCUGAGCAGGAUCUGUGCUAGCCAUUGAACAUUUUUUCCUGUGCACCGUUUCACCAAAGAUUCAGGAGUGGAGUUAGAUUUAAGAGUGAUUCACUAGGAAGUGGACUUUGAUUGGAUGUUGCAUCUGCUUUAAUAAAACAACCUUUAUUCUAGGUUAAGUCAGCUCCAUAAAAAUAGUUUUUCCAUCUUAUUUUCACAUUCAUUGAGAUAUUCCUCAUUUUAUCUGAAUUUUUUUUAACUGAUGCAAGAUCACCCAAGUGCACUUAACACACAGGAUGUAAUCAAGUGUAAAGCUUUGCUUUAGCCUUUUAUUUUUCCACUCCUUACAAAUUUAAGAUUGAAACUUUUAUAUGAGAUGCAAAAGAGAUGUCUGUCUUUUGGUUUGUUGUUCUUUGUGUUUUUAAUAAUUUUUUUCAUCCUUCAGUGUGUCUUUUAUUGCUUGCAUGAGGUAAGAAGGAAGCUAAGGCUUGAACCAAGAAACUGAAUGUAAUCUAACUACGUCUGAAUUGUACAUGUAGUUUAAGAGAUGUGUUUGCACCUUUUUUAUGCAUUUUAAAAAAACUAACUUGCGUUUUGUUUCCAGAAGUCUGUUUUUUAAAUUUAUCUGUUUUAUCAAAAGGGGAAUAAGUGUGGGAGUUUGCUUUGCUGUCUUUGCAUAGAGGCUGAAUUUUAAUUGACAAAAAAGUGGCUUUUUGAUUGACAUUAUAGACUCAAGUGUCUAAAAAAAUUUAGAAAUCAACAGCAAUCAUGCAAAAAAACCAUCCAACCCACACAAGCCUUCUUGAUUAGCAUUAUUUUGGUUCAGAGGGAACUGUGUAAAUGUAUUCUGUUUUUUUCCCAUGUCAAAGACGUUUUAUUUCCAGAGUAUUCAGAAAGAUUAAAUACUCAGAGGUGUUUAAUUGAUGGACCAAUCAUGUAUUUUUUAGAAACCUUCCUAAGUUUAUGAAAAAUAUUCCUUUGCAGACCAUCUGCCGGUUUGAUGAGACGCAGAGACCGAUAUUCUGACAUACUGUGUGAUUAACCUGUGCCUUAGUUUCUACGGUGUUGUGUUGCUCAAUCUUUAGCGUCAUAUCCAACUGGCAGUUCUGGUUUUACUGACUCAUGUUUAAUUCCAGGCAUCAGUUGUAUCUCUGCAAAAGCUGCACCUACAUUCAUGUUCAGACAAGACUAAUUAAUUUUUAUAAUGCAUGAAAGAAUUUUGAGGAAACAUUUAUGAGGUGAAUUUAAAAAACUGGCAAGCCAGCGUCCAAUUUAUCGUCCAACCUGGGAAGUUUCUAGUUGUUUCCCACAAAAAGUGCUGCACAAGUGACUACUACGAUUUUCUUAAUUAUGUAGUAAGGCAUUUUUAUGUGUAGAAGCUUAACAUUUUGCUUUUGAUACCAGCAUUUUAUUCAUUAUUCACUGUAAGGGUAAAAACUGUGCUGUAGAGGAUUUUUUGGAUAACACUCAACCACUUCUAGAAAUCUGCUGUUCCUCUGCUGUAGUAUAAAUUGAAUAUUUUUGGAAGUCUUGUGUAUUUUUAUCAAUAAAAGUUUUGUUUUCUGAA